Neurospora crassa OR74A is the source of this 1266-nucleotide messenger RNA. RefSeq lists its product as hypothetical. Bases 449 to 643 code for a protein of 64 amino acids. Lineage: Eukaryota; Fungi; Ascomycota; Sordariomycetes; Sordariales; Sordariaceae. The transcript is spliced from 2 exons. The record is from RefSeq and is a predicted model, not a curated record.
GGAAGGUAGCGCAUAAGCCGAUAGCGCUUUUGUCCCAACGGAAGAGUCCGGGAAUAGUAUUUGCCUGUGGUUGGAUUGCUCUUGCCCACAUCACCGACGAUACGAUGUCGUGUCAGCCGACCCGCCGACCAUCCGACAAGUCAGGGCAGGGAGGUAGCCAGCGACCAAUGCCAUUCGAAACUCCAGGUCAGAAUGCAAGUUGGUUCAGACACCUUAUUCGUUCUUACGCGUCAGCGCUAUUUGCGGGGCCCGAAUAAAUUGCCAUAACUCCUCAUCUGGCUCAUUCCAACUUGCUCUCUUCCGUUUCCUGUCUCUCAUACAUUCACACCGACUUAACAGCCUAAAAACACCUACGCCCAUUAAAACACAGAGUCAAGAGAGAUCAAGCGCCAGUUUUAGAUCUACUACCGUCUUCUGCCCCACCGCGAUAGACCUACAAACAUUCAAAAUGCCCUCUUCCACCGAGAACGUUCCCCAGCCGCAACAAUCAAUGGAGAUGGUGCCCCAACAGGACGCCAUCAUCUCUCAGCAGCCCACAACUGAGCCACAGCCCGAGAUGGCGACGACCGAAGGAACAUUGCGCGGCGGCUUCGUCGAGGAGUGCAGCUGCUGCUGCUGUUCAGAGGAGUGCGCUUGCUGCUAGAGAUCUUACCGCGCCAUGGGCCCGACGAGCUCGGCAGAGGUGAGAUGUGCGAAAUGAUUCCAAAGAGCUCGGCCAGGCUUGAGAGAGAGAGGCCGCGGGCCGAGAUGAGGUCUGCCUGAGUGCCCUCAGUAGUCAACUUCGUUCAAGCGGUUGAAUUGAAUCAGUUUCUUGUCAUGACAAGUCAAAGCUUGGCCGCCUUACUACUGGAUGUGAUGUCUUGUUUCUUGCUGCAACAAGAGAAGCGUGUCAAGGAUGUAUAACCUUGAUCGGAGUGAUCUCUCAUCGUGUCGACUUCAGGCCGGCCCUACAGUUUGCCAUUGGGAAUUAGGUGUACUGUGAGACCAUCGAGAUCAAGCGGUUGGAUACGAUUGAUUGAGUGCUAUGGAGGAGAAAGAGGGAAACUGGCAAAGUCUGGAAGGCUAGAUAUAGUGCGGUCUGGGCAGGGUAUAGAGUAGGGUCUAGGCCCAGUGAAUACUAUACUUAGUGAAUACCAGAGACCUACUAACAUACCCCUAUAGACUAGAAGACUACUAAAGAGUAUUUAAACCUCUAUAUACUAUUUAUAUUGUAAUAUCUUUUAUAGUAUUAAUAAUAUUUUAAGCCUAGGGAACCUUCCUCUAGAC